This is a messenger RNA of Paralichthys olivaceus (Japanese flounder), 3314 nucleotides long. The record is from RefSeq and is a predicted model, not a curated record. Lineage: Eukaryota; Metazoa; Chordata; Actinopteri; Pleuronectiformes; Paralichthyidae.
UCAUCACAACCAAGAUGGCGGCGGAGCGGACAGCCGGCUCUGCUCGGUGACUGACAGAAGAAGGCGCCUCUCUCUCGGUGUUGGACGGUUCACGGUCACAGGAGGAGAAACAAACACACACUCAAAAAACCAAACUCAUUUUAAAAACCCACCGGUCACCUCAGCCUUUCGGUACCGGGACUGUGAUGAACCAGCACCGGUAGACCGGAGUUGUGAGGACCGAUUUGACGCUUCGCUAACGGGGGGGCAGUUGGCGGGGAUGGAAGAUGAUGGAGGACAAAGGCCCUCGUGUAGCCGACUACUUUGUGGUGGCCGGUCUGACGGACUCGUCCAAGCCGUUGGACCAGGAGAUCCACUUUGACGAUGUCUGCCACAAGACGGCCAAGCCCAAGGCACCGGUCACCGACGUGGCCCUGGUGAUCCGCUCGAUGGGCGAGGAGGUGCCGCCAGGGUUCACUUGCAUCGAGACGACACCCAGCGGCCAUUCAGCCGAUCUUAACAAUGGCGGCCUCAUGGCGCCACAGAUCUUUAUAUGCUACAGGCGAGGUCGUGACAAGCCGCCACUCACUGACCUUGGUGUGUUGUUUGAGUGGAAGGAGCGACUGAAGCAGGGCUGCCAUCUCAUCCAGACCACGCCCUCCGGUCGCCCAGCCAAUAUCAGCGGCAAUUCCUCUCAACGCAUCUACGUCACUUACCGCCGGGCGCCUGAGAGUCAGCCACAUGCCGCCCUGGCGGUCACAGACAUCUGCAUCAUCAUCCCGAGCAAGGGAGAGUCACCUCCACACACCUUCUGUAAGGUGGAGAAGAAUCUCAACAGCAGCAUGUGGGGCUCAUCUGUCUACCUGUGUUACAAGAAGUCUGUGGCCAAAACCAACACAAUAGCCUACAAAGCAGGUUUAUUCAGCAGAUAUCCAGAGGAGGACUAUGAGUCAUUCCCGCUGCCAGAGUCGGUCCCUCUCUUCUGCCUUCCCAUGGGAGCCACGAUCGAGUGUUGGCCGGCAAACACCAAAUACUCCCUCCCUGUUUUCUCCACCUUUGUCCUCACAGGAGCCUCUGGAGAGAAGGUGUACGGUGCUGCCAUUCAGUUCUAUGAGCCCUUCCCGCAGGAGUGUCUGACCGAUCAGCAGCUCUCCCAGCUUGGCCUCCUGAGCCUGGAUCCACACAAACCCUCCUCCACCUCCCCGAACCCUGCGGCCUCAGCUAGCGGCAACACCACCAACCCCCGCCUGGUUUACACCAACAAGUGUAUCUGUCUACUCUCUCACUGGCCCUUCUUUGACGCUUUUCGCAAGUUCCUCACAUUCCUGUAUCGCUACUCCAUCUCUGGCCCUCAUGCCCUGCCCAUCGAGAAGCACAUCUCACAUUUUAUGCACAAAGUUCCCUUCCCCUCCUCGCAGAGGCCUCGCAUCCUGGUGCAGCUUUCCCCUCAUGACAGCCUGAUGUUGAGCCAGCCAGUAUCUUCUCCUUUACCCCUCAGUGGUGGACGAUUUUCCACGCUGCUCCAAAACCUCGGACCAGAGAACGCCAUCACCCUGCUGGUGUUUGCUGUCACCGAACACAAGAUCCUGGUGCACUCGCUGCGUCCGGCCGUACUGACCAGUGUCACUGAAGCUCUGGUGUCUAUGAUCUUCCCGUUCCACUGGCCAUGUCCGUAUAUUCCUCUUUGCCCUCUGGCAUUGGCUGACGUGUUGAGUGCCCCCUGUCCAUUUAUCGUGGGAGUGGACUCUCGCUACUUCGAUCUUUAUGACCCCCCUCCAGAUGUGAGCUGCGUGGACCUGGACACAAACACCAUCUUCCACAAUGAAGAUAAGCGAGCACUCACAUGGAAGAUCCUGCCAAAGAAAGCCUGUAAAAACCUGAUGAAUGUGCUGAGCAAUCUCUACCAGCAGCUGGUCGAUGGUCAGCACCGACCUGAUGGGCUGCUGGAGCUGAGCAUGAGCGACUCGUCAGAGCUGAGCUGUGGGAAGAGUCUUCACACGCUGGAGCUGGAGAUCCAGGAAGCCUUCCUGCGCUUCAUGGCAGCCAUUUUGAAGGGCUACCGUUCGUUCUUACGACCCAUCACCCAGGCGCCGUCUGAGAAAGCCACAGACGCUAGUUCACUCUUUGACCUACAAGGAUUCUUGAAAAGCCGUGACCGCUCUCACCAGAAGUUCUACUCACUGAUGACGAAGACCCAGAUGUUCAUCCGCUUUAUCGAGGAGUGUUCGUUCGUCAGUGACAAAGACGCCAGCCUGGCCUUCUUCGACGACUGCGUGGACAAGCUCUACAAUUCAGAGCGCAGUGCGGACAAAGGAGGGAAGGUGGACAGUGAGAAGCCCGAGGAGUCCAGGCUGAUAGAGUUUGAUGAAUCCCAGCGCAGUGAGCACACGGUCUUUAUCACACCUCCAGAGCUGCCUCCCCUGCCUGAGGGGGAGGAACACCCGCUCUGCUACAGGUACGAUGGUUUCCCGGUGUUAAGUCUUGACCUGUUUGACCCGGUGGAGGGUCUGCGGACUCCCUCCUCCCGCCUCGCUGCCAGACACAGCUGCCCCACCAGCCCUGCCCCCAUGUUUAGACGCACCAAGCAGGAGAUCAAAUUGUCCCAGAAGAUAGCAAAGAAAUACUCAUCCAUUCCUCAGCUGUGGUCCAAGUGUCUGCUCCGUCACUGCUACGGUCUGUGGUUCAUCUGUCUGCCGGCGUACGUAAAGGUGUGCCACUCCAAGGUGAGGGCCCUUCGUACCGCCUACGACGUCCUCAGGAAGAUGCAGGCCAAGAAGUUGCAGCCCCCUGAUGAGGUGUGUUACCGGGUGCUGAUGCAGCUCUGUGGACAGUAUGGUCAGCCUGUCCUCGCAGUCAGGGUCCUCUUUGAGAUGAAGAAGGCUGGAAUCCACCCCAACGCCAUCACAUACGGCUACUACAACAAGGCGGUGCUGGAGAGCACGUGGCCCUCCAGCACCAGAGGAGGAUACUUCCUGUGGAUGAAGCUGAGAAAUGUCGUUCUGGGCGUGGCGCAGUUCAAACAGGCUCUACGACGGCAUGGUCCUGUCACCCAGAGCCCUCUGUCAGAUGGCAGCGACCUGGACGCUGUGAGUCACGGCAGCCUGGAUAGCUCUGUCGACACUAACGUGGCCGAGCAGGGUCACUACGCCACUGACUCCGUCAAAGUAGACCCCACUGAUGAUAGAUCUAGCACAGUUGGCCGUGGGGGCGGCAGCGUGGGCACCAGGGCCCCGGUGGCCCACUCCCACUGUGGGGGCUCUGAGCUCAGAGAAGCCACCCUCCACCCAGAGUCGGCACCUCUGCAGGAGACUUUGCGUGGUGCGCACAAAGAGUGA